AUGCCUAAAAAUAAGGCUACGUCUUGGAUAUGUCCCACACACCAUGUCCCAGAAAACCUAAACCCCAGGCCCAAAGCUUUUCAAAAUUUUUCUUCAAAUGACACUACAAGUAAUUACACCACCGGAGAGCGAAGCUUCAUGGAAGGAGUUCAACAUGAAAAACAAACUUCGGGUGAAAAUCUAUCAGUAAAUGUUAUACCUGCACUGAAUAUGUGGAAAAUGACUUCGGGUGAAAAUCUUUCAGUAAAUGUGAUAGCUACACCGGUCAAUCCUGAUCAGAAGGAGAAGAGAGAUGGUAGUUCUUCUUCCGAGUAUCAGAUAAAAGGCCAGUGGACAGGCGAAGAAGACAAAAGAUUGAUUAGCUUAGUACAUCAAUUUGGAUUGAGGAAAUGGGUUGUAAUAGCUGAAGAAAUGACCGAAGAUGAAGAAAGACGGUUAAUUCAAGCACAUGAAAGACUUGGAAAUCGAUGGGUGGAGAUAGCUAAGUACAUUCCUGGAAGAACUAAAAAUUCAAUAAAGAAUCACUGGAAUGCCACAAAAAGGAGGCAAAUUUCAAGGAGAAAGAUAAAGAAAGUAAAAGGAGAUAGAAGACAGCCAACACUAUUACAAGAUUACAUCAUAAAAAAGUAUUUCAGUAAUGGUUCUACCUCCACUAACUCUAAUUUCGGCACCACCACCACUGCAGCCAAUCCGUCCAAUGCUGGCACACCACUCUUUGAUGAUUAUGACUCUACACCCUUUUUCAAUUUCGAAACAUCCAAUGAUGAAAUGGAUUUCAUGAAAACCCUAUUUGAAAACAAUCAGUCCAUCGAUUCAAUUCCAGUCGAUCAUCGUCGACCAAUGAAUCCAACUGAAGGGACAUCUAAGAAUACUUAUACCUUCAACAUUGAUUAA
This is a messenger RNA of Olea europaea var. sylvestris, 894 nucleotides long. RefSeq names its product transcription factor MYB64-like. NCBI's taxonomy places the organism in Eukaryota, Viridiplantae, Streptophyta, Magnoliopsida, Lamiales, Oleaceae. Gene Ontology annotation, cellular component: nucleus. Gene Ontology annotation, molecular function: RNA polymerase II cis-regulatory region sequence-specific DNA binding; DNA-binding transcription factor activity, RNA polymerase II-specific. The transcript has 4 exons. The record is from RefSeq and is a predicted model, not a curated record. Bases 1 to 894 code for a protein of 297 amino acids. Gene Ontology annotation, biological process: regulation of DNA-templated transcription.